AUGACGCAGCCCUUCUCUCCAUUACCUCCUGGAGCCGCCCUGGAGCGUGGCCAGGAGCUCCAUUACCGGCCUGCGGGUCCCGGUGCCACCCGUGCUGCGGGCAGGCAGCGCCCGCGCGGCUCCGCGGGCAGAGAGGCGGCGAGGAGCUGCCCUCGGGACGGAGCCGAGCGUCCUGCUUCUGGGCUGGGCACGGAGCCGGGGGUCCCGGGGUGGUCUCGGGGAUGCGGCGGUGCCAGCGUGGCGUGCCUGCCCCUAGGUGCAGCCAGCGGCCUGGAGGUCUCCAUGCCGGAGGUGGUCGAAGCGGAGAGCGAGUCCACGGCCAGGAUCGAGUGCAGCUUCUCCAUCCCGGGGAACGGCUCCUACAGCUACAUCGACUGGUUCUACGUGGAUCGCAGCAGCCGGGUGAAGCUGCUGCGCGUCGCGGGCGGCGAGGUGCUGGAGGAGGAGACGAGCUACAAGGGGCGGCUGGCGGUGGGCGAGGACAAGGCCCUGUCCAUCAGCAAGGUGACCCUGCAGGACGCCAGGACCUUCGUGUGCCAGGUCGGGGCGGGCAGCCAGGGCGUGGGCGAGAACCACACCGAGCUCCACGUCUACAAGGUCCCCGAGACCCCUGAGAUCGAGGCCAGCUCCGCCGGCAUCCCCGUGCACAGCAGCACCACCCCGCAGAUCGCCCAGUGCGUGAGCGAGAACAGCUUCCCACCGGCCAACAUCACCUGGUACAAGAACGGGGAGCAGCUGCAGCCCGAGGAGAACAAGGUGAAGAUCCUGGCCACGCUGACCCGCAAGUCGAGCGGGCUGUACACGGUGAGCAGCAGCCUCUUCGCCGUGGUCACGCGGGAGGACCGCAGCUCCUUGUUCCACUGCGCCGUGCACUACUGGCUGCGGGGACAGAGGCGCUCCAAGGAUUCCCGGCGGGUCAACAUCACCGUCUUCUACCCCACGCAGCACGUGGAGCUGCACAUCGUGCCCGCGCCGGCGCUGGUGAAGGAGGGCGACGACGUGAAGCUGGUGUGCGAGGCCGACGGCAACCCGGCGCCCGUCUUCAGCUUCUACAAGAAAGUGCCGGAGGAGUGGCAGGACGUGACGUCCCUGGCCGACACCAGCAGCGGGGUGCUGAGCCUGCACGGCGUCAACAAGAGCAGCAGCGGCCUGUACAGGUGCCAGAUCCUGGACCUGGAUGACAUGACGCAGAUGGAGAAGGACGUGGAGCUCGUCGUGAACUACAUCGAAGGGGUCCGCGUGCAGAUGGAGCCCUCCUCGCCCCUGCACGAAGGGGACAGCGUGAGGCUGAGCUGCAGCGCCCACAGCCCCGUGGACCUGGACUUCCAGUGGAGGGACGAGAGGGGCAGGAAGGUGGCGGAGGGGAACCAGCUCCUCCUGAGGAACCUCACCUUCGAAACCUCCAGCAACUUCAGCUGCCGGGUGGUCGCUCGCAGCGUGCCGGGGCUGGAGCAGAGCAAGCAGGUGGCCGUGGCCGUUCAGGGGAAGCCGCGCAUCGUGGCCAUCAGCUCCCCGCUGUACGUGCGGCAGGACGAGGUGGUGAACCUCACCUGCAAGGCCAUCGCCUUCCCCCGGCCCUCCGUCCGCUGGAGCAUCAACGGGACGGCCCACGAGUACGUGGAGAACCAGCACGUCGCCAGCAACCUGACGGUGCGCGUGAGCCACGACCUGCUGCGGGCGGGGGCCAUGUGCAGGGUGUCCAACGCGCUGGGGGUCAGCGAGAAGCACAUCCAGCUGCUGGAUGAAAAGACCUCGGAGAGCAAAGGCGUGAUCAUCGUGGCCAUCAUCGUCUGCAUCCUGGUGGUGGCCGUGCUGGGCUCCGUCAUCUACUUCUUGCACAAGAAAGGCAAGAUCCCCUGUGGCCGCGCCGGCAAGCAGGACAUCACAAAGCCAGAGGCACGUAAAGACAAGAAUGUAGUUGAAGUUAAGUCAGAUAAACUCGCCGAAGAGGCCGGGCUCCUGCAGGGCACUAACGGCGAGAGGAGACCUGCCGCUGACCAGAGCGAGAAAUACAUCGAUCUGAGGAACUAGCCGGGGGAUCUCCCAAGUGCUUUCUCCCUUCGCCCCACCCCUGCUCUCGGAUUGCCUUCUCCAAACCCCUGCUCCAGCCCCCGGGGGAGCGCGGCCGGAGGCGAAACCCCGCGGGGGCGCCCCCCGGGGACCCCCCCCCCUCCGUUACCUCAACCGCGGGUUGUCGGCUUGGCAGCAGCGAAGCUGGACUUGCUUACGUGCUACGGAGAAGCCAACAGCAAUACUCGGAAGAAAUCCCCCCCCCCCCGAGCUGCCCCAGGGAAGGGGCCGAGGCUUCUUCGGGAAAUCCGGCGCGCGGGGGAAGGUUUUGUCGCGUUUUCUCCCCAAAUUUGCUCAGAAAAGCUGGCGGCAUUUUUUGCUUUUUCGCGGCGGGGCGGCGCGGGCAGCUCAGGGGUUGGGGUUUG
Messenger RNA from Oxyura jamaicensis (ruddy duck), 2435 nucleotides. It is a transcript of the gene MCAM, whose product is annotated as melanoma cell adhesion molecule. Gene Ontology annotation, cellular component: plasma membrane. The transcript is spliced from 15 exons. The record is from RefSeq and is a predicted model, not a curated record. NCBI's taxonomy places the organism in Eukaryota, Metazoa, Chordata, Aves, Anseriformes, Anatidae. Gene Ontology annotation, biological process: angiogenesis. The coding region runs from base 1 to 2031 and encodes 676 amino acids.